AGAUAUCGAUGCAAGGUUGGCGGAGAGUGGAAGCCUCUUGAUGCAUUUUCCAAGAACCAACAGAGGUUCAUUCAGUUCCAGAUAGACCGUCGACAUCCCAUCGAUGCAGCAAACUCGGGAAUGACAUGCAAAGAGCACACGUCUGGCCAACGCACGGAGAUGACUUGUGACUUGUGCGGACUCGUCAAGCCCUUGAGUGAGUUCAGUGGCAAUAGCAAGAGGCAUGAGAGUGCUCAUUGUAAAAGAUGCACAGCAUGGAUGGAGACCCAGGAGCCAGAAGUUGUACCUGCACCGCUCGAGACAGGCCACAUCUCCGUCGAGGAGGAGCGUGGAGAAAUGUGGCCAGCUUCUUUCGUUGACGACACCGAUUUCUUUUCCGACGAUCUCUUGCCCCAGGCUCCAGUCACUGGUCUAUCGUCUCUUGGCUUGGGAGACAUUGAUCCUUCUCUUCUUGAUAUCUCCUCCAUCCUCAGUAGCCGUCUGGCUCAUUCUGCCUCUGGAGCGGUUGCUAAACCAGGACCAAAAUACAUCUCGCCCCACUUGAAACUGCCCCCGCAUCUUCGUGGCAUCAUGAUGCAGCAAUCGACGCCUUCUCAGCAUGCUAAUGCUUCUGACUACGCACCCAGCGAAAGCGACUUCAACCCAAGCAGCAUUUCCACGGCUACGACGGCGAGAGAGAUGAAGGAUGCCAGCAAACCACGUCGUAUAUCUUUCAACGCUUGGGAUCCGACAGGAGUGCCGCACCGAAACGUCAAGUCACUCACAGCAAGCUCGAUUGUAGACAACUCGAGCAAAGCCCCUAGCGACGCGGGAGAAGGACAAACCUCCUCGGCGAAUUUUGGAGUCUCAGGUAGAAACAACUGGGUGAAAUCUAAGGAUGUUAGUGUCUUUCCCUUUUUAUGUAUCUAUCUUUUGUUUCAUUGA
Messenger RNA from Trichoderma asperellum CBS 433.97, 924 nucleotides. The record is from RefSeq and is a predicted model, not a curated record. NCBI's taxonomy places the organism in Eukaryota, Fungi, Ascomycota, Sordariomycetes, Hypocreales, Hypocreaceae.